UCUCCCUACUGUUGAUAACAGUCUAAAUUUGCACUGACCUUGAUAUGAUUUUUUAGUUCGAUUGUUGAUAAACAAAUGUUCUUUACCUAGUUUUAAAUUUUUAAAGUUUGAGCAAACAAUAUCAAAACAUAUCAAACUAGUUAUUCAUGUAACCACAUGUAACCACAGUGGCCCGAUACUCCAAUAGACCAAUAGUUAUGUUUGCGUAAGAGGUCUCGGGGGUUGAACAUUUCUAUUUAAACAGGAUUUAUGAUUAUAGACUAAAGGGACAUGUAUCGUUAAAUACUACCCCACGUGUUGAUGAAAGAUAUUAUGUUUUAGUUUAUUGAUAGAUAUUAAUAUUAAUAUUUAUUGAAUAAUAGUGAUAUUUUAACUCUAGAGGAAUGUACUUCCUAGUUAGCUCAAGUGGUUGAGCACAUGCUUUACAAGUAAGAGAUCUUGGGUUCAAGACUUGGGAAAUAUAUAUAGGGGGUUUUCUCCUUAUUGAUAUAGGCUUGGCUUGGGUAUACUCAGGUUCAAAUCUGAGGAGGCAAGGUUUACCCUUAUUGAUCGUCGUGCCUUCGGACGGAUUAGUAGGGGGUUUUUCCCCAUCGGGUAUUUGAAAUAGGCAUUUCUACUUCGAGUGAGCUCUCUAACGUGGACCCGGUUAACACAACGUAUGUUAAACCUCCUGUUGUCGAAUCGCGAAGUUCUCAAACGAAAUUCACCUUUCAAAAAAAAAAAUUCUAGAGGGAUGGUUCAUGUGAAAAUUGUAGACCACAAGGACGAUUACAUAAUUGGUAAUCAUCUCAUUGAAGGAUUCAGAGCUAUUUGUAACUUUUCAGUUAAUCAAGGACUAAAAGUGAACAAAAGCUGUUACAUAUCAUUAUUAUUUUAGUACCAGACGUAAAAAUUAAAGACCGUUAAUUAAAAACAUUUAUUUCAUUGGACUACUUGUCUGCCGGAAAAGAAAAGGAUCAUCGGAAAAUAGGAGGAUUAUUAUGAAGGUAUCUUCCGAAUGUAGAAAAUGGAUGAUAUUGUCGGCGGCGAUAUGGAUACAAGCAUUUACCGGUACAAAUUUUGAUUUUCCAUCUUAUUCCACCCAAAUGAAGAAAACACUAGAAAUAAAUCAGGUGCAACUAAAUUACAUGGCAAUGGCUUCAGAUAUCGGUAAGCUGUUCGGGUGGUGUUCCGGGGUUCUUUUGUUGUAUUUUCCGACGUGGGUUGUUCUUUUCAUGGCUGCAUUCCUUGGUUUAUUUGGCUACGGUCUUCAAUGGAUUCUCAUUCAGCAACAAUUCUCUUUACCUUACUUCAUGGUGUUUAUUCUGUCUUUAUCAGCCGGUGGCAGCAUCCCUUGGUUCAACACGGUUUGUUUCGUUUUAAACAUCAAAAACUUCCCAGGAAAUUGGCCACUUGCUGUAUCUCUAAGUGUUAGCUUCAAUGGAGUGACAGCAGCUUUAUACAACCUCAUAGCCACGAAAGUUAGCCCGAAUGACAAAAGCACCUCUUACCUUCUUCUAAACGCCCUUAUCCCUUUCAUCGUAGCUACUGCAUCCCUAGGCCCAAUUCUCCAACAACCCGGCUCUAUAAAAGACGAUCAAAUAAAUGAAACUGUCCUCAAAGAUGACGCACAUAUAUUCAUCUGUCUGUAUAUAUUAGCAGCCAUUACAGGCCUCUAUCUUUUCUUUUUAAAACCAAAAUCACAAAAUUUAUUAGUUGUGGCAAUGUUGUUGAUAGUUCUUCCAUUCAUUUUUCCAAAAAUCGUUUAUCUGCUUAAAACGGGUCACCGGGCUUAUAUUUCAGAAAGGCACCGGAUUGAAGGACCGAGUUACAAUUUGGUCGAGUUCAAUGAGCAUGAAAAUUCUCCUGAAGCAUGUCUUGAAGAAUGUUUUAGUCCUAUGUCCAAAAAGAAAGUACAUGGUUGUUCGGUUUUUGAUAUGAUUACUGAGAUAGAUCGAUUAAGUCUUCUUGGUGAAGAACAUACUGCUACAUAUCUUCUGACUCGUUUUGAUUUUUGGCUUUACUAUAUUGCAUAUUUUUGUGGGGGUACUAUUGGACUCGUUUACAGUAAUAACCUAGGACAGAUUGCUCAAUCACUUGGGUACAUUACUGAGACAAAAGCUCUCGUCACAAUCUAUUCUACAUGCUCAUUUUUUGGUCGUCUUCUUUCGGCUGCUGCAGAUAUGCUUGCCUGCUUUUACCACCAGACUUCUACGAAGAUGUAUACUACAAGGACAGGGAGGCUAUCUCUUGCACUCGUGCCAAUGCCUAUUGCUUUUCUAAUGCUGGUUCUAUCCUCCAACUUGACAGUCUUGAGUGUAGCCACGGGGUUGAUAGGGAUCUGCUCUGGGUUCUUAGUUUCAACAGCAAUAUCAAUCACUUCCGAGCUUUUUGGUUCAGAAAGCUCCGGGAUCAAUCAUAACAUUGUCAUAACCAACAUCCCAUUGGGAUCAUUACUAUAUGGCGUUACUGCAGCUCUAAUAUAUGACCGUCACAUUGGAAGCCCAAAAGUGAUCGAUCCUGAAAAAGGAUCAACGGUUUGCAUUGGUCAAGAUUGUUAUGACGAGACAUUUAUCGUAUGGGGAUGCAUUUCUUUGAUAGGCUUGGCUUCUAGUUUUCUGCUUUUCCUAAGAACAAAACCAGCUUAUGAAAUAUCUUAUAAGAGAAAAAAUAGACAGAUUACACUCUGUGAUGAAGGUUAGGGACUUAAGGUUACCAGAAGAGAUUGUUAUUGACUUUUCUUGUGUUGAUCAUGUAAAUGAAAGAGUGAUAUAUAUGCAGAAAUUAGUGAUCUUCAACUUCGAAAACAUGUUAACAGGUGCAUCAGGAGAGCAGUAGAUGAUGAAUUAGUAGAAAUGAGUUUCUCAUUUGGUAGAUCUCUGGGGUGUUAAUGUAUGUAUUUCUUCGUCACUCGUCAGUGAACAAUGUUGACUUUACCAGUCAAACUGUUAAUUUAUUGUAGUAAAAUGCAUAAUACAAAAUGUUGCACUGUGAAA
Messenger RNA from Erigeron canadensis, 2975 nucleotides. RefSeq names its product protein NUCLEAR FUSION DEFECTIVE 4-like. The record is from RefSeq and is a predicted model, not a curated record. The coding region runs from base 981 to 2681 and encodes 566 amino acids. Gene Ontology annotation, cellular component: membrane. Lineage: Eukaryota; Viridiplantae; Streptophyta; Magnoliopsida; Asterales; Asteraceae. The transcript is spliced from 3 exons.